Messenger RNA from Psylliodes chrysocephalus, 1115 nucleotides. The record is from the annotation of a GenBank genome assembly. NCBI's taxonomy places the organism in Eukaryota, Metazoa, Arthropoda, Insecta, Coleoptera, Chrysomelidae.
CCUUCAGUUCAUAAUUUCAACAAUACAAGGCUGCAUCUCUGUAGUAGAAAUCCAAGUUGGUGAGCUGCCAAAAAUGGUUUUAAUUUUAUUCAGAUCAUUGAUUUUUAGAAACAGAUGUUUAAAUUUACUUCAACAAAAUGGAUUGGCAACGACAACGAAACUAACCCAAAAGAUUGGAUUUAUAGGCGAUGGUAGUAUGGCGAAAGCCAUCUGCAGAGGAAUAAAUAGAAAAGGUUUGAUAGAUUAUUCCCAAGUCUACGUUUCCAGUCCGUACAUAAAGAAUUUGGAUUCUUGGAAAGAUUUAGGCGCUAAUGUGUCUACGGAUAACUCGUUAGUAGUGAAAGAAUCGGAUGUGGUUUUUCUAGCAGUAAAACCCCACGUUUUUUGCGAUGCUGUCAAACAAAUUGAGAAGGGCGCCAACAUGAAAUACACGAAAAACAAGCUGUUUAUAUCUAUUUUGGCCGGAGUUACUACUACUAAUGUAGAAAAGGCGCUUCAAAAUUUCGAGGGAGCCAGAGUAAUACGAGUAAUGCCGAACACACCCAUGCUCAUAGGACAAGGAUGCUCCGUAUUCUGUCCCGGCAGUAAAGCGACCGAAGCCGAUCUAAAACUUGUAAAUACCUUCCUAGAAGCGACCGGCAUGUGUCAGCAGCUUCCCGAGCACAUGAUAGAUGCAGUCAUGGCCGUGUCCGCAAGCGGGCCAGCUUUCGUGUAUAUUUUCAUCGAGGCUUUGUCUGACGGCGGCGUACGUAUGGGCCUACACAGAGAAAUGGCUACCAGGUUUGCUGCCCAAACUGUAAUGGGUGCUGCCAAAAUGGUUCUGGAAAACAACAAACACAUGGGAACAUUGAAAGACGAAGUCUGUUCAGCUGGAGGUACCACCAUCGCUGGAGUUCACGCCAUGGAGAAGGGAAGAGUCAGAUAAACAAAAUCGAAUUUUACCCCGUAAACGCCACCUGACACACUCCAUACGGUUGAUAGACGUUGAAGCGACGUCUGGGUCCUGGAGACUUGCAAGAACUUAGAAGGACGCGGUGUAGGUUUAGAUGGAUGCCAGAAGUUUUAUUAUUAUUAUUUACUGACAUGAGCUGAGAACCGAAAUCCUAUAAAGCUCA